Solea senegalensis (Senegalese sole) is the source of this 2344-nucleotide messenger RNA. It is a transcript of the gene gpr85, whose product is annotated as G protein-coupled receptor 85. Gene Ontology annotation, biological process: G protein-coupled receptor signaling pathway. Bases 452 to 1585 code for a protein of 377 amino acids. Lineage: Eukaryota; Metazoa; Chordata; Actinopteri; Pleuronectiformes; Soleidae. The transcript has 2 exons. Gene Ontology annotation, cellular component: plasma membrane. The record is from RefSeq and is a predicted model, not a curated record. Gene Ontology annotation, molecular function: G protein-coupled receptor activity.
GCGAACAACAGCCCUAUUUGAACAGAUGUCACCGUGAGAGAGACGGAGCUACUGCCGCUUCUUCUUCUGCUGCUGCUGCUGCUGCAACAAGAGACGAGACGCGUCUUGGAUCACAAAUAGGGAUGCAGAGCGCAUGCGCACUGGGCCCCGCUUACUGGAGGAUAUUCACGGCGGUAGAGAGAAAAAAAGGGGACAGGCAACAAACCAGGCUUUUUUGAAACAGCAGAAAAAAAGCAAAAAAGCACGACCAGUGCAAUGCGAAUAACACCAAGAAGGGACACGAAACAGGAUUAUCAACAGGUGUGAUGAGACAAAGGAACAAAGAAUGCCUUAGCGGAGAGGUUGCCUUUAUGCCUGGAAACCUCUUCAAAGCACACCACCAAAUGGAUGUAACACCUCCGCCUGCCACCUCUAGAUCAUGAUACUUGGCUGACGCUAUUCCGCUAUCUUUAUGAUCCCUCCUCCAUCUAUGGCGAACUAUAGCCAUGCAGGGGACCACACCAUCUUGCAAAAUGUCUCUCCUCUCGCCACCUUCCUCAAACUGACCUCUCUUGGUUUCAUCAUCGGAGUCGGUGUGGUCGGAAACCUCCUGAUCUCCAUCCUGCUGGUCAAAGAUAAGAGCCUGCACCGCGCGCCAUACUAUUUCCUGUUGGACCUGUGCGCCUCAGACAUCCUGCGCUCCGCCAUCUGUUUCCCCUUCGUCUUCACGUCGGUCAAGAAUGGAUCCGCGUGGACCUACGGCACGCUGACGUGCAAGGUGAUCGCCUUCCUGGGUGUGCUCUCCUGUUUCCACACAGCGUUCAUGCUUUUCUGUGUGAGUGUCACUCGCUACCUUGCCAUCGCUCAUCACCGCUUUUACACCAAGAGGCUGACGUUCUGGACCUGUCUGGCGGUCAUCUGCAUGGUGUGGACAUUGUCAGUGGCCAUGGCAUUCCCUCCGGUGCUAGACGUAGGGACGUACUCUUUUAUACGGGAGGAGGACCAGUGCACAUUCCAGCACCGUUCCUUCAGGGCGAAUGAUUCGCUGGGUUUCAUGCUCCUCCUGGCACUUAUCCUCCUGGCCACACAGCUGGUUUACCUCAAGCUCAUCUUUUUCGUCCACGACCGUCGAAAGAUGAAGCCUGUCCAGUUUGUGCCUGCCGUCAGCCAGAACUGGACCUUUCACGGGCCAGGCGCCAGUGGGCAGGCAGCGGCCAACUGGCUGGCCGGAUUCGGUCGCGGCCCCACCCCGCCAACUUUGCUGGGCAUCCGGCAGAACAGCAACGCAGCAGGCCGCAGGCGUCUACUGGUGUUGGAUGAAUUCAAAACAGAGAAGAGGAUUAGUAGGAUGUUCUACAUUAUGACGUUUUUCUUCCUGGCGCUGUGGGGGCCCUAUCUGGUCGCCUGCUACUGGCGGGUGUUUGCGAGGGGCCCUGUAGUCCCUGGAGGCUACCUGACGGCAGCCGUGUGGAUGAGCUUUGCCCAGGCUGGGGUCAACCCUUUCAUCUGCAUCUUCUCCAACAGGGAGCUGCGGCGCUGCUUCAGCACCACACUCCUCUACUGCAGAAAAUCCAGGUUACCAAGGGAACCUUACUGCGUUAUAUGAAGGUUUUGCUGUGGGUUUUUUUCUCAUCUUAUGUCUCAAUUUCCCUGAUUGAUCUUGAUCUGCUGGGCUCUAUCCCACUGUACAGCGCACUCUCUCUUUCUAUCUCUCUUCUCUUCAUCCUCCAGUCUCUCCUCCUGUUCCUCCUUCUCCUCCUUACGCUGUUUUCCGAGGUAGAAGGUGGACUUGCCAAUCACGAGGCUCUGCUGGGGUUGAUUGAAUAUGAAAUAUAUCAAACGUGGAGGCUGAAGGGAAUGGGAAUGCACAGGAGGUGUGGAUCCCCUCCUGUGUUUAUGUUCUAGUAACAUUGUGGAAGGCCAAGCCAAUGCAGAGAAGCAAAAAGCUGGAAAAAAAAGAGAGAAAAAACAACAACAAAUUGAGCGAACAAUGAUAACAUGACUUCUUUCUUUGGAUAAUUUGUGAGGUGUGAAUUACAUAAAUAUGAAAAGUUAAGAAAAAAAACAACAGCGUCAAAAACAAACAGUACCUCUCAAGGAAUCACUGGAAAUGUUUUACAUUUUAAGAGUUGCACUAAAAAGAAGAUGUAAAGAUGCUUUUUUUUUUUUGGUCAACAGUUGCCGGUUGCAUUGCAAGGACAACUUAUUUUUCCUUUCCUUUUUUUUCCCAAACUAAACAGUGAAUGCUUUAAUUUGCAACAGACUACACAAUCGCUGUAAGUAAGAAAAACUGUCGGAAUACACCAUCUCAAGAGGAUAAAAUGGUUUUAAUGUAAGUGAUGAUCUUUUUUUUCCAUUUCCUGGG